AUGAGUAAACUUAAAGUGAGAAAAAAACACAAGCACUUGAGGACCUUUGAAGAGGAUCUAAAAAAUGAAGUGAUUGUGAAAAAUAAAAUAAUAAAAACGAAAAAAAACAAAGAUAAGCAUAGAAAAGAAAAGUUUAGAAUAAAGAACAAUGAAAUGCAUUUUCAUAAAAAGAAAAAAAAAAAUGACGUUCAUAAAAUUUUAAAUUUAGCGAAUGAACAAAAUGAAGAAGAUUUAGAUUAUGAUAUAAAUAAUAUAAAUGAUGAUAAUAAUGAAGAAGCUGAUAAAUUUUUACACUUUGAUGACAUUAUUGAAGAAAACAUAACAAAUGAUAAUGAUAUAUUUUUUAAUGAAAAUAAAAACCUUCCUUAUAAUACUAACACAGAAGAAGAAGAUGUAGAUGCUAAAGACAUUUUUGAAGAAUUAAAUAUUAAAAUUAUGAACGAUUCAAAACAUGUGUCCUACAACAAAAUGGAGAAUAUCACACAAGAGCCAAAUCAAUCCACAGAGGAUAAAGUAAAUUCACUUGUAGAAAAAUGUUAUAAAACUAUAGGUGAAGAUUUAGCACAUUAUAAAAGUGGAAAACUACAUAGAGCUCUUACCAUUUUGACGAAAUCAUCUAAAUGGUAUGAAUACUUAUUAUUAACAAAACCAAAAAAAUGGACACCACAUGCUACUUUUGAAAUUACUAAGCUUUUCUCUUCAGGAUUGAAGGAAAAGGAAGUUAGUAAAUUUUAUGAAUUUAUAUUGUUACCAAUAGUAUUGGAAAACAUUGACAAGAAUAAAAAGCUGGAUUCCUUUCUUUAUAAGGCAUUAAUAAAAGCUUUGUAUAAAUCAAAAUCUUGGUUUAAAGGGAUACUCUUUCCCAUCUUACACCGUGAAUGUACCAAAAAACAGAUGAUAAUUAUAGGAAGUGUAAUUCAAAAAAUGAGUAUAUCCAUAAAUUGUGUUGUUUUAGCACUUGAUGAAAUAUUUUCCUUUUCUUGGAAUUCCAUAAUAUCAUAUAUUUUAAUACUCUUAUUUAAUAAGAAAUAUGCUUUUACAAAACAGUGUAUUGACAAUUGUGUUAAUUACUUUCUUCGUUUUGAAAAUUAUCAAGAUGUUUUAUCAAUCAAUUGGCAUAAAUCUUUGUUAACGCUCGUUCAUAAUUAUAGAGGCCUAAUGUGUGACACUCAAGUUGAGGCAUUAACCCAUUUAGUUAAAAAAAAAAAUCAUCACCAGAUUUCAAGUGAAAUAAUGAAGCAUUUAUAUUCACCAACAUCCCUUAUGAAUAAAAUAAAAGAUAUAAAAGUAAACAGUGAAGAAUAUGUAGUGUAA
Molecule: messenger RNA, 1314 nt
Organism: Plasmodium reichenowi
Lineage: Eukaryota; Apicomplexa; Aconoidasida; Haemosporida; Plasmodiidae
Product: U3/U14 snoRNA-associated small subunit rRNA processing protein, putative
Exons: 6
Coding region: 1-1314 (437 amino acids)
Biological process (GO): rRNA processing
Cellular component (GO): nucleolus; preribosome, small subunit precursor; cytoplasm
Molecular function (GO): snoRNA binding
Source: RefSeq, a predicted model, not a curated record